Messenger RNA from Spirodela intermedia, 6976 nucleotides. Lineage: Eukaryota; Viridiplantae; Streptophyta; Magnoliopsida; Alismatales; Araceae. The record is from the annotation of a GenBank genome assembly.
AUGGCUCCUGAACUCGCUUCGGAACUAAAGCCUCGAGGUACUGGUGUCACACGAUAGCAGUCCAUAAACAAAUGCAUGCUUGCUUCUUUGAAGACCCAAUUCUUGUCUAACUUGACUGCCAUUGGACAGAUGUCUGCAUUGUUGGCGUUGCACGGACGCCCAUGGGUGACUUUCUAGGUGCCCUUUCAUCCUUGCCUGCCACCAAACUUGGGUCUGUUGCUAUUGCAUGUAAGAUAAUUUUUUCCUUUAAAUCUUCUUUCUACACGUGUUUCUUAUACCUUGACUUAUAUCCUACCAAUGCCAUCCAAUAUCGAAUUGCAGCUGCUCUUAAGAGAGCUAAUGUAGAUCCAGCACAUGUGCAAGAAGUUUUUUUUGGGAAUGUAUUGAGUGCAAAUCUGGGACAGGCUCCCGCUAGGCAGGCUGCUUUGGGUGCAGGGAUACCUAAUUCAGUUGUAUGCACAACCGUUAACAAAGUCUGUGCCUCAGGAAUGAAGGGUGUGUACUCACUUCUGUGUUGUUCAUAUCAAAUUAAUGGAAUCAUUUGAUAUGCUUCUUGAUAUUUUUCUUUACAAUUUGCCCUCAUAGCAACGAUGCUUGCGGCACAAACUAUCCAGCUUGGCAUUAAUGAUGUUGUUGUAGCUGGUGGAAUGGAAAGCAUGUCUAAUGCACCCAAAUACUUAGCUGACGCCAGGUCGGUAUCGUACAAUGCUCUUUAUCCCUCAUGAACUUCUUGCGUUUCGCCAUUUGUGGCCUUAUGGAGAUGUCCAAUCUAUAUCACUUCAGGAUCCUCAUGAGAGACAUCAACAAGAACUAUGAUGAUUUAACUGAUGUAUUAUCAUCCAGCAUACUGUUCAGGUUGCACAUGAAGUAGAUGCGAUUUAUGCUUAGCAAAGAUGAUAAGAGAACUUUACUCACUUGGGUCCCCAUUCAUGCUGUUCUCAUCUGAAAAUUCUUGUAGUUUAUUUUUUCUGCUCAGAAACAACUGGAAUGUCUUUUUGAUAAACAAUUAUUUUAUGAUGUAAAUUCUUGGUAGGAAGCUCAUAUUGAUAUUGUUUUUUCAAUAUUUGCUCUUUGCUCUUCUGUCAUUUUUUAUGUUGAGCUUUAAAUCUCGUGGGAUUAUUUUAUCCUUGGGGCAUUGUAUUUUUUUGAUUGACCAAAUGUACUUAGAUUGUACUUAGCAAGGGAUGGGGAAGAAUGUCAUGCCUCCACCCUCUAAUUACAUAAAAUAUUAUACAAUUAGAUGGUAGAUGUAUUUUUCUAGAUGAAGGCUUAUUUCGUAUUGAUAAAAGAAAAUAAAAUAGCAGUUCUUACUAUCCAAUCCACUUAUAAUAUUACGAGACUAGUGCAUGGCAAUUUAUCUUCCGUUCACCUAACUGAUAACAAAACCUUGAAGCCUCUGUGGGCUGAGUAAUACUUAAAUAGCACACCAUUUCGUUUGCGAUAAGCAGGAACUUUCUUCUGCCAAUCUUAUAUUUACCGAUUUAAGUGAUGGCAUGGUGAAAACUUUGUUGGUAGCUUGGUUGGCAUGUACUCAUAUUGCUUCAAGAUUCUCAUCAACAAAUCUACCAAGUUGUAUGCUGUGUUGAGGGAUUGUGGUCUUAUAAUGUGCAAAUUCGCAGUCACAAUUUGGUUGUCAGUUCUCUGCCAUGUAAAUGAGACUUUAGGAAACCUCUCCCUCUCACAACUGGGCGAGUUGGCAUGGCCUCGUCUGUAGCCAUUAGUCUACGAUAUCAUGGCUUCUGAAUAAACUCACUUAUUUACGGAGAUCAUCCAUCAUAAUUUUCUUGUCAUAAGAAAUCAUCUGAUUGAUAUGGCUCCAACUGGGUCAACUUAUGGUCCGCUUGUUUCUGAUAUUUGAUCAUUAGUCUUGCUGACGAACUGUGGUGCCUUCUCUUGUUCUUAUUUUUUCAUCGUCAAAGUGCUCAAAAUAACUAGACUGCCAUCCAAGGUAAUGUUUGAAAUAGUUAUAUCGAGGCUUUCUAAUGAAUGCUUGAUAUUUUCUUACUUAUUGGGUAACUAGAUGAUCCUUGUUAUCAAGAUGUUUCACUGUGUCCCAUAUGUAAAUUUGUGUUUUGCUGUAUAAGUGGAUAAUUUAGUUGUAACAAUAAAUUGACAAAUAUUUGGGAUUUGUACCAUGUUUGGCCAAUUGCUGCAUAUUUAUUUAAAGGGACAAUAAACGUCUCAUGCAAAGGAACAUUGAACUGUUGGUUGGCUUAUUGUUGUUGCCAUGUCGAGGAAUAGUGCAGUCAGCAAAAGAAAAAGUAGCUCUCAGCAUCAAAUAAGCAAAAAUAUGAUAAUGACUAUGAGUUAUAACCAAUAUUUGCAGAAAGGGUUCUCGGUUCGGACAUGAUACUAUUGUUGAUGGCAUGCUCAAAGAUGGUCUCUGGGAUGUCUAUAAUAAUUAUGCUAUGGGAAUGUGUGCUGAGCUGUGUGCUGACCAACAUUCAAUAACCAGGGAAGAUCAGGUAUGGUUUUUGGGCUUUCUUCUAUGCUUGCACCUGUACAUUCUCUGAUCCAUGUUAACAUCUUUGAGUUUCUAGUGUUCGUCUCCUAAUUAUAAAUAUGUAGAUCACCUUUAAAAGCCAGUGUAUGACUUAGUUCCUGCUUCUAGAAUUUGCCAUAAAAUCAAUAGAAGAGCACACGAAGUACAUCUUUGUUGUUUAACUGGGAGUUUUUUUGUGGUAACCAUAAACACGGAUUCAAUAAAGUUUGCAAAAAAUUAUUGAGAAAUGGAUUAAAUCUGAGUAUCAGUAUCCUUUUAAAAGAUUAGUUUGUUGGAUACCUCUGUAUGUUUCAUAUUCCUCGCAGAGGAAAAAUAAAUGAGAGUCCCUUCUGCACUCACAUUUUUCCAUUGAAAUUUUUAUCCAAUUAUCGAAUAAAAUUGGGUGCAAAGUUUGAUCAGGAUGGACGCCAUACAUCCUUGAGUUGAAAACUCAUGCCUUUGACCGAAGCUACAUAAAAUGGGGUGGAAUGAGAUGAUGACAGUGAAGCCGGGUCAACUUCCAAGUUCAGAGGAGGUCAUUCUUGUUGAUUGAGGUUUAAAAGAGCAGUUGUUGUGUAAUUCUUCCUGUUGAAAACCAGAAUCAAACAUGGGUUGACCUGUUCAUAUAUUCAAUUGUUGUUGAUAUCUGAUAGUUGUCCCCAUCAGCAGUUCAACAAUGCAUGGUAAAAAACGGCCAUUGUUUUUCAAGAAAAAUAAGUCGGAUCUUGUUCCACUUCUUUUCAAGAAGUUUUGUUAUCAGGUUUUUUUCAUGAUAUAAUUUAUUUUCCAGCAAUAGUAGUAAAUUUUUUUUCACCCGGGAUGAAACAUAUUUUGUAUCGCUUUCUAAAUGAUGAACAGGUUGUCACAUUUUCUUUUGUGUUCACAUGCGUCCUCCAUCCAUGUUUCCUUGCAUUGAUGCGGGGCAAUAGUUACAAUUUUAUGACCAUGAUGCCGAAAUAGUGAACUGACCUUGAAAUAGGGAUCUGUCUAAUAUAUUAUAUCUGCUUAUAUAGGACAAUUAUGCAAUUCAAAGCAACGAACGUGGAAUUUAUGCUCGUGAUGCUGGUGCUUUUUCAUGGGAAAUAGUGCCGGUCUGUCUUCUUCCUUUGCAAUUGUUGAAUAAGCUGGAAAAAUAUUCUCUUUUCAGCAUUUUAUUUAAUAAAAUGAUCUGUUGUGCUCAGAUUGACGUUCCAGGUGGUAGGGGAAAGCCAUCAAUAAUUGUUGAUAAGGAUGAAAGCUUAGAGAAGGUAACGAUAUUUAUGAUCCUUUUUCUUUUUUAGUUUUUUUUCUAUGAGUCAUGAAAUUUAAACUGAUAUUCAUUUGAUUUUUCCGAACCUCAUUCCAUCAUUCUAGGGUUGAUAGAAAUAGUCUAAAUAGCCUUAUUUGCAGUCAUUGUGUCAUCAAUCCUUAUUUUUCUGCCGAUUCAUCUCCCAAUUUGUUACUUAGGAAAUGCAGCUAUCCCACUUGACUGUUGUCUGGCAACCAAAUGUUGCAAGUAGGAUAAACGGUAGACAACAAUUGUGGACUUGACAUUAUGCUCGACACCUCACACAAAGACAGACUUGAGGGGCUACUCUACGGAUUCUAGCAUUUACCAGGGUUUAUGUAUUGACACUGCUUUCUCUUGAUGAACUAACGGCGAGGCAUAGUCAGGAUAGCCAUAAACACGCCCUAUCUAAUGAUGAGGAACUAAUCAGUGAAUUUUGAGGGGCCUUGUAUGUCAGUCUAUGAUGAUGAGAUAUUGUGGCAGCAACUAUUUAACGUCCUCAGUUUUAAUUUCCUAAAUUAGACUGAAUUAACUUUAUUUCGUCCCUGGAAACUUUGUUUCAUUCUAUAUGAAUUUCUAUUGUCUAAUUAAUAUUCUUGCUUUUUAAAGUAAAUGAUUCUUUCUAAUCAUUUUAUCUAAUGCUGGUUCCCAUUUCGAAUGGCUGUUGUAUGAGGACUACCGUUUUAUUACUUUUAUAAGCUUAUCUAAGGGAGUAGGCUACUGAAAAGAUGAAUUCAGAUUGUUUCAGAAUUGAAAAAAAUAAAAUAAAAUUGAAAAUUAGCUGCCCUGAAUGAUAAUAAUGGAAGUUUAGACAUCAUUGUUUGUUAGCUUUCCUUGUCCAUUUCUUCCCAAUAUUAUUACGAGUCUUCAGUCACUUAUUUUGCUUUCAUUUCUUGUCAGUUUGAUCCUGCAAAACUGAGGAAGCUUCGCCCCAGUUUUAAGGAGAAUGGUGGCUCUGUUACCGCUGGUAAUGCCUCUAGUAUAAGGUAACCUAUUUAUGCAUCCUGUCCUUUGUAGAACAUAAUAGUUCGGAUUCUUUUUCUCUUUUAUCUCAUCCUGUGUCACACAAUUUAUACUGUCCAGGAGGGUGUUCUUAUUAUUUUCUGUAGAGUCACGAAGUUAUUUGCAUCUUGAUGUAGCCUAUUUGAGAUGUUGGAUCCACUUUGCACAUCAGCUUAUCAUCUGUAGAGUUUUAUGAAAAAGUGAGAUCUUUGAAAAGGAUACACCAAGUGCAGAUUUCUGACUCAAGGGAUCACGAGAGUUCAUGGGGAACAUAAGACAAAACUUUUAUGCAGUCGUCUGCUGCGGAUUGAGAAAAUCAAUGGAAGAUACACUACUUCUGUGACAGAAGCUGAUGUUUCGAACUCCUCACCCACUCCUAAAGGAGUUAUUAUUCUUCGGAAAAGUAUAUUCCUGGAACUCUAGGCGCAGGGUCCCGAUGGAAACUUUUCGGGGACACUCUAUUCAUGGUUGGGAAAAAAAAAAGUUUUAGAAUCUAGUUAUCAUCAAUAAAUCCACUUCCGAGUUCCUUGAAUAGGGGACGCAAGAACCAUCUAUCCCUGGAGAAUAUCCUUUGCUUAUCUAUUUCUGUUUCAUGAACUCUCAUAAAAUCAAUCAUCCGAUGUUGCCUGGUAGAACUUCUGCCGAGUUCAAUAUCUUGUUGCCCCACUACUGUCUAGAGAAGGUUUUCUGUGUCUUCCAUACAUGGCCUGUGUUUGACAACUCACUCGCUUUAUUGUGCCAUUCUGUAAAACAUAAUCUAUCUAUACAAUCAAGAAAUUCGGAUGAACUAAUGAAGUUCUUUUACAUGUUUUUCAAUUUAGCUGGUUAUUUUGUUCUUCCAUUAUCAUGGAAGCUGUUACAGGUAUAGUAGAUACAUCGUAGUCAUAUCAUUUAUUUUUGUUUUUUUUGCUUGUCAUAUUCCUUGGGCUUUGCUGUUCGCUCAUCUUCUAGGUGUGUAAUUUGCCUGCAUAUUUAGCUCCGAAAUUUUGGGGCAAAACUAUUUUGGCAAUACUUGUCAGUCAAAUCAUGGUGUCGAAUAAACACUUUCCUCUUUCAGCUGCCUAUAUCUUAUCCUUCCCCUGAAAUUCUAACGUGGGCAGUGACGGGGCUGCUGCAAUGGUCUUGGUGAGCGGAGAGAAAGCGCUUGAGCUAGGUCUGCAUGUGAUUGCAAAGAUCACAGGUUACGCUGAUGCCGCUCAGGUAAAAUAUAAUUUCAGAAAUUUCAGCUCCUAUGGUUUGCCAUAAAAUUUUGCCAUAUUGGGGUCGUAUGACCGGGCACCCUGCAAUCUCUUCAAACCCACCCCCUCGUCUUCAUUCCUAAAGGAGCUUGGCCUUGCAGGCACCCGAGCUAUUUACCACCACUCCUGCCGUGGCAAUACCAAAGGCCAUCUCCAGUGCCGGGCUGGACGCCUCGCAGAUUGACUACUACGAAAUAAAUGAAGCCUUCUCUGUCAGUGACAAGCUUUCUCAGCCCUUCAAUUGCUAUUUUAGUGAACAGAUAUCUGACACUCGUACGAUCUCUCUGGAACUGGAACUUGCCGAUUGCAGGUUGUGGCUCUCGCAAAUCAGAAGCUUCUCGGGCUUCCUUCUGUGAGCCCCAAAAACUCGUCCAGAACUCUGCUUCAAGAGACUGCCCGCUAGUUCCUCAUCUUGCUAGGAUUAUAUUAUUUUAUUGAAUUCUUCUAAUAUUAUCUUUUUGUCCCGAGAUUGCAGGACAAGGUGAAUGUGCAUGGUGGGGCCGUAUCCCUGGGGCAUCCUUUAGGCUGCAGUGGAGCCCGCAUUCUGGUCACGCUUUUGGGGGUAAGCCACAUAAAUGCAUGCUCCUCACCUCUUUAUUUAGGAAGUUUUCUGUAUUCAACAGCCAUCUUCCUGCUCUCGUGUUGGACGAGAUGUGUGGGCACCUUCCUUUAAAUAGAGCUCUAGUUCUAUGCACAUUUAUAGCUUUGUCUUGCUUGUCCCGAAAAGGAUAAUUUUGGUGUCUUCCCAUUCAUAAUUUUGUGAUAGUUUGACCAUCACAGUGAUGUCUCCUAUUUCAAUAUCGGACAUUAGCCGAAGAAUUUUAUUCUUUAUUUUUUAUUUUUUAUUCUUUAUUCUUUAUCCUGUGAAACAAAACUGUGCCAUUUUUUCAUUCACAGGUGCUAAGGCAGAGAGGUGGAAGAUUUGGAGUUGCCGGGGUCUGCAAUGGCGGUGGCGGCGCUUCGGCACUCGUCUUGGAGCUCCUCUAA